AUGUUGACAACAGAACUGUCCGAGACUGAGGUCUCUGCUCUCAGAGUCAACAAGGAACGUCUGGCGAACGAUCUUCACCACUCGUGUCAAUGGGGAUCUGGAAUCAGAUGGGGAGAUGGACCUACAGAUACUGGCAUGCAGCGCCUAGCGCUUUCAGAAGAUGACAAGAGUGUCCGCGACUGGUUCAUUCAGACCAUGAAAGAUCUCAAGUGCAACGUCACCGUGGACGAGAUGGGUAACAUCUUUGCUGUUCGUCCUGGUCGGAGAGCAGAUGUACCUGCCACAUUCAUUGGAAGUCACCUUGAUACGCAACCAACUGGUGGACGGUACGAUGGUAUCCUGGGGGUGUUGGCGGGUAUCGAAGUCAUCAAGACUAUGAACGACAUGGGCCUAGAGACGGAGGGCGGAGUCGGAGUUGUCGACUGGACCAACGAGGAGGGUGCUCGAUUCCCAAUCAGCAUGAUCUCAAGUGGUGUAUGGGCCGAGUGCAUCCCAUUGGAGCAUGCGCAUAAUCUUAAAGAGGUUCCAACGGUGGCAUCGCUUCCCACAGCGGCAUCAGCACCAGAGACCAUGAAGAGUGCCCUACAGAAGAUCGGUUACUUGGGUGAUGUUCCGUGCUCAUAUAAGUCAACGCCGAUGGCUGCCCAUUUCGAAGUCCACAUCGAGCAAGGUCCAUACCUGGUGUCGGCAAACCAGCGAGUCGGGGUUGUGACAGCUGUACAGGCCUACAGAUGGUUCCGUCUCAACGUCAUCGGUCGAGAUACACACACAGGAACCACCGCCUUUGAACAUAGAGCAGACGCCCUCUAUGCAUUCGCCCAAAUGAUGGUGCGUGCACGGGAAGUGGCAGCUUCGAAGGGUUGUCUUGCUAGUGUCGGCAUUGUCGAGGCAAAGCCCGGCAGUGUGAACACAGUUCCUGGAGAGGUCAGCUUUAGUUUGGACAUCCGCGGACCUGAGACAGAGCUAGUUGCCGAAGUUGAGAAGGAGCUUCGCACUGCUUUCGACGCUAUUGCUGCCGCCGAGGGUGCUGGUAUUGGUAAACCUUGUCGCGUCGAGUGGACUCUUGACUUCGACUCGCCUGCUGUCAAGUUCCAUGAAGAUUGCAUUGAUUGCGUGCAGCAGUCGGCUCAGGCUGUUGUCGCAGAUGCUUCUGUUGCGGAUACAACGUCACUUGUGCGGACCAUUAUGAGCGGUGCUGGUCAUGAUAGUGUCUUCACCUCCAAGCGUGUCCCAACGAGCAUGAUCUUUAUCCCAUGCAAAGAUGGCCUCAGUCAUCACCCUGAGGAGUUCUCCACUGCCGACGAUUGCGCUACUGGAGCAUCUGUGAUUUUGCAGGCUGUAGUCCGCUAUGAUCGGAAGAGAUUCUUGUAA
Molecule: messenger RNA, 1371 nt
Organism: Penicillium crustosum
Lineage: Eukaryota; Fungi; Ascomycota; Eurotiomycetes; Eurotiales; Aspergillaceae
Product: M20 family metallo-hydrolase
Exons: 3
Coding region: 1-1371 (456 amino acids)
Molecular function (GO): hydrolase activity, acting on carbon-nitrogen (but not peptide) bonds, in linear amidines
Source: RefSeq, a predicted model, not a curated record